Messenger RNA from Talaromyces stipitatus ATCC 10500, 2434 nucleotides. RefSeq lists its product as uncharacterized. Gene Ontology annotation, molecular function: zinc ion binding; DNA-binding transcription factor activity, RNA polymerase II-specific. The record is from RefSeq and is a predicted model, not a curated record. Gene Ontology annotation, biological process: regulation of DNA-templated transcription. Lineage: Eukaryota; Fungi; Ascomycota; Eurotiomycetes; Eurotiales; Trichocomaceae. Bases 101 to 1717 code for a protein of 538 amino acids. The transcript is spliced from 2 exons.
UCAAUCACACAUAUAUCCUACCUCGCUCCUUUCUCGCUGCUAUCUCUCUGUUUUAAAAACACCAAACCACGAUAUAAGACGGAUCUGGAAACAAUUUAUAAUGAUGAUGAACCCCACUCACCUGACCCCUUUGGAAGGACGCCACCAUCAACAUCCUCUGCACCAUCCUGAAGUUGUUCAGCAGCCGCGUCGCUUUGCCUGUGACCGCUGCCGUAUGCAGAAGUUGCGAUGCGAAAGGGACAUCUGGAGACCCUCGCUUAUGCCAUGCAAGCGCUGUCGGAAAGCCCGUAUAGCAUGUACCAUUAGCUCGAUGGAUCGUCCUGUGAGCAAGAAAAAGACGAAAGAUAGAGUUCUUGCAAUCACAAAACCGGAGAAGACAACCACUGGCAGACACCCACAGGGUACGCAAGAAAUCUCAUCACCGCUAGACGUCUCCGAUCAGCUGCCGGUGGACAAUACCGCCGGCUUCUACCCAGAGGCAAUUCCCAGAGAGAUUAGUAUGAUUGGGACAGGGUUGCAGUCAGAAGAUUGCUAUUUAGUAAAUAGUGGAUUCGAAGAAUACCAAGUUCCUGUGUUUUCGGGCCUGAUAACACCCCCUUCAAUGGACAAUGAACAAGAGCGCCAGAUUCCGCUACAGACAACUUCUUUCCCGGCCGCCAGACAGCAGGAUUGGACACCGGAGAGUGACUGCAGCAAAGGCGCAGAGGGCUAUGAGUUUGAUGACCCAUUUCCUUGCCUCGACGACAGAGAGCAAUGGUGGGACCAGGAAAAUCUGCGAAGAUUGCUCGAUAUGAAUAUGCAUCUACUAGAUUGUCAAAGCUUGGUAGCUCAGGAACUUGCCAUGCUAGGCAAUAUGCAUGCAAAUGUCGCCUUGACUAAUCUCGAGUCGGCAUCGCGGAACGUGCUGCGCUACUCACAACAGUUUCUCGAAGUGGUGAAUGUGUUCGUUGAUGGGGGUCUGGUACCAAUGGCGACAGUGUUCCCCAGAUCCAUGGCUGUAAACGCAUUCGCUCCUCAUAUCCACACACCAGUCAACUCCCGCCGCCCUUCGUAUGUACAACAAACACCGACCUCGACGAUUGAGCCGAUAUUAGUUCCAGGAGCGGAGGCUGCUAUACCCCCUCAGAUCACCCCCCUGGCAUCGUUUACAUUACCUUCGUCUGGCCAGCCAUCCUGGCAAGGAACACAAUUUGAAGAUGUCCAAGUCUCGUUGAUAUUAGCCACCAUCAACUGCUAUACCUGCUUGAUUGGCAGUUACCAUAUUAUUCUCUCAUACCUCCUUCAUGAAUUGAUGGCUGUGGUGACGCCGGAACAACAAAGUCAGUCUUCAUCAACGUUCCCGGACUUCGCGACUCCAUUCGCCGUCACCGCUCAUGUUCAGCAGCCUGACAGGGACUCGCAGCUUCGGUUAAUCUUUCAUAAUUGUAUGGGUAUGCUAGCACAACUUGAGCUGAGCCUUGGGCUGCCUGAACAACAUUGUGUUGCUUCAUGGGCGUUGUCUUUCCCAGGGGUUGGGCAACCUCAUCGCCAUGAUGGGGUCCUCUCUGGGCCUGUGGCUGCAAUUCUUGUCAACACUCUUGUAAACCAAAAAUUUGGAUUGUGCGUCAACGGGUUGGCCACAGGGAAAAACUCGAUGAAGGAUAUUAUAGCAACUAUCAACCAGUUCUUCGAAGCAGGCCACGCAGCGACUCAGGUGAUUGGCACAGUGAAGCCUUGACGAAGAGAAACAGCAAACAUCAAUCAUUGAAGAGGUUUCACCAAGCUAGCUAAUCUUCUUUCCCUUUGGCGUUUCGCCUUGAAGGAAAUGUGUGUAUUCAAUAAUGUUUUGCCCUUUGCUUUUGAGUUUCGUUCUUUGUUUUCCUUGACUUGUCUGGUUUAUAUGUCUUCUGAAUUAUGCGUGAUAUCGGGGAAAUGGCAAAAGAAAGGAGAACACCGUUAAAACGAUCUGAAACUGUGGAGUUUUGGACUAUGGUAUGGCAUUGGGAAUGGAAGGUAAUGUGGGUAUCAGAAUCCACCGGUAUAUUGAUGGGCAUGGGUCAUGAAAAUGGAUAUGGAUAUGAGAUUGGGUCAAAAUAAUGGAAUAUUAUUGGCUAUGGGCGUGGACCUCGGGAUGGGAUUUUGGAUAUGACUGCUCUCAUGAGCGCGGACAGCUGGCGUUUGAUACGCAUCACUUUUCUUUCUUAUUUCGCAUUUCGAUAUUGUCUGUGUGAUUGUCGAGGGGUAUCAGUUUGAACCCAGGCCAACAGACAUAUGUUUGGAAAAGCCACUCUUGCUCUCGAUAUUUUUGUGUGCUGUUCCGUUGAGCAUGAUAUGUACAGUCUAAAUAUAAGCCCGAAACACUUAGGAUAGCAUUCAUCUAUGGAUCUAUCAAUCUAUGGAUCAACACAAUCGAUAAUAAUGAUAAUAGGGUAGUCCCCUGCAUCUACCAAUCUUU